GCGAGUCUGGCAGACUUGGCAGCUCACCCAGCGGCGGCCCAUGUGACCGGCUGUUGGUGUUGGUGCGUGCGGCGUCCGGUUCGGUGUGAUGAGUGAACGCGAGUGAGUGACCUGCCGCGGACCUGAGAGCGAUUAGUGUGUUGUUGGACGGCGCAGCAUCCGGCAGGUGGUAGGAGCGGCGGUCGCACGAUAAGCGGAGAGCGAGUGCCUCGCGCACCCCGCCGGCCCUGCUGCCCGUGGUGCUGCUGGCGUCGGGCGGCCAAGACGUCGGCCGCCGAGGCUGGCGGCCAUGAUGACGACGACGACGGCCACCGCGAGAGUUCGUCGGUGAGUCGGCUGCUGUUGCUGUGUUGUUGUCUGCCGCGCAGAAACCGCCACAGCUACUGUUGCUGUUGCGAGCAGCACUCCCGCCACCCUCAGCACGCCCUCAGCCCCCCUGACGCCUCCCCACGCCACCUCCGAGACGAGGACGACGCCGAGGACCUCGGACAGGAGCUCCUGCCUGCACUGACCGCCAUCCCAGAGGACAGCCACGAGUCGGAGAGCGAGAGCCAGCAGCAGGCGGAAGUGCAGCAGGCGCCGAGCCGGCGGUCGUCUCAUUUGAAGCAGCGCAACUCGUCGCCGCGGUUGUUUUCGUCGCGCGGCUCCACCGACUCGACUGCCAGCUAUGUGCAGAUCGCGGCGGCCGCGUGCGCCGGCGGCCACGGCCACCCGUUGAGCAGUUCGUCCAGCUCGAGCAGCGGCUCCAGCAGUGUAUUCUCAAAGACGCCAAGCCGCCGCUCCAACGUGUCUUUCGCCAACCAGAUCUUCGCUCCCUCAGCAAAUCGCCCGCCGAUUGUCUCCCAGUCGAGCGUCGGCGGUCGAACGAUGCAAGCCGAGCAGGGCAGCAUCGGCGACCUGCAGAAGUACCACAACAGAUACCUCAGGAACCGCAGGCAUACCUUGGCUAAUGUCCGUUUCGACGUUGAAAAUGGUGCCUCCCCCGGACGUAGCCCGCUGGACGGAGCUUCACCCUCGGCCGGACUCGUUCUGCAAAACUUGCCCCAGCGCAGAGAGUCCUUCUUGUACCGCUCCGACUCGGACUUCGAGAUGUCUCCAAAGUCCAUGUCUCGCAACUCAUCCAUCGCCAGUGAGAGAUAUAAGGAGACUGAAGUUGCGGAGCGGUCUCAUGGAGAAGACCUCAUCGUCACACCAUUCGCACAAAUCUUGGCCAGUCUUCGCAGCGUGCGCAACAACUUCAUCAGCCUCACAAAUGUGCCAAGUAGCAAAUCUAGAAGAUCUUCUGCGGCGCAAGGUGGUGCGGCACCCCAAGUUAAAAAUCACACACCUGGUGAUGAGAGUUACGUGAAGAUGGCUGUGGAGACGAUGGAGGAGCUGGACUGGUGUUUGGACCAGUUGGAAACCAUCCAAACCCACCGCUCCGUCUCCGACAUGGCGUCGCUUAAGUUCAAACGGAUGCUCAACAAAGAACUCAGCCACUUCUCCGAGUCCAGCAAAUCAGGGAAUCAAAUAUCUGAAUACAUCUGUUCCACAUUCUUGGACAAGCAGCAGGAGCUUGACAUUCCGUCCCUGCGCAUCGAGGAGUCGGGGACCGCGCCUGAUGGAAGAACAUCCACGUCGGCUGCCUCAGCCGCCAGCAAGAAGAAGGAGCGCGGCCGUCAUGGCCCGGGCACCAUGUCGCACAUCCAGGGGGUCAAGAGACCCCUAUGCCACACUAACAGCUUCACUGGAGAAAAGCUGCCCACCCAUGGCGUGGAAACACCACACGAAGAGGAGCUCGGCCAGAUGUUGGCGGAUAUUGAUAAAUGGGGCAUUGACAUCUUCAGAAUCGGUGACCUUUCGUGUAAUCGUCCUUUGACUGCAGUUACCUACACUAUUUUCCAAGACCGUGACCUUCUAAAGACGUUCAUGAUCCCCUCCAAGACCCUGGUCAACCUGAUGAUGACCUUGGAAGACCAUUACCUUAAAGAUGUUCCGUACCACAACUCGCUCCACGCGGCGGACGUCACCCAGUCGACUAAUGUUCUGCUCAAUUCGCCAGCCCUAGAGUCUGUCUUCACCCCCCUGGAAAUCGUGGCCGCGAUUUUCGCGGCGACCAUCCACGACGUCGACCAUCCAGGACUGACCAACCAGUUCCUCAUAAAUUCAAGUUCAGAGCUCGCUCUCAUGUACAAUGACGAGUCAGUAUUAGAAAACCAUCACUUGGCGGUGGCCUUUAAGUUGUUACAAAAUGAGGACUGCGAUAUUUUUGUCAAUCUUGGGAAAAAGCAGAGACAAACGCUCAGGAAGAUGGUAAUCGACAUGGUUUUGGCGACUGAUAUGUCAAAGCACAUGAGUCUGCUAGCCGACCUGAAGACCAUGGUGGAGACUAAGAAGGUUGCCGGCUCGGGCGUGCUGCUGCUGGACAACUACACGGACCGGAUACAGGUGCUCCAGAAUCUGGUGCACUGCGCCGACCUGAGCAACCCGACAAAACCUCUCGCCCUCUACAGAAAGUGGGUCGACAGAAUCAUGGAGGAGUUCUUUGUUCAGGGUGAUAAGGAGCGAGAACAAAACAUGGACAUCAGUCCGAUGUGUGAUAGGCAUUCAGCAACAAUAGAAAAGUCACAAGUUGGCUUCAUUGACUACAUUGUGCACCCGUUGUGGGAAACGUGGGCGGACCUGGUGCACCCGGACGCACAAGACAUCCUGGACAACCUGGAGGAGAACAGGGACUGGUACCAGGGCAUGAUCCCUCCGAGCCCGCCGGCCGUGACCGAAGACGAGGCGGGAGGCUCCGGUGAGGGCGGCAUUCGCUUCCACGUUACCCUCGAGGAGAACGACGAUGCCGGUGAGGACGAGCCUCACACGGCAGCCGAAGAGGAGGAGGAGGCGGCCGCGGGGGCUGCCUCCGAGGAUGGAAUGUGACGGAGAUUGGUCGGAUUCUGCAGGAAACUGCACGAGAAGAUGCAGCAGUGGUGGUUAAGGAGCAAAUGAUAUAUCUUUUUAUUGUGCGCAUAAACAGCAAACGUAAAGAAAUUAUUAACAAAACAUGUAUUUGUAAAAAAGAAAAAUAAUAACGAGGAGGAACAAGACACACACAUUCAGACAGCAACCAUUUCACUGAAACGACGAUGAUAUAUUUAUUUUUACACUUCUUUCGUGCAGCAGAGAUGAUUGCGAAUAAUUGAAAGGACAAGAUAUAUGAAACGGAGAACAGCGACGGUGAAUAUGGAUGUGCCGAAUGAUUUCAGAAAGGCAGUUUUCAAUUGAUUCUGACGCUUGAUCCUCUCGGUUUAUUCAUUUGCUCUCUAUUUUUUUGCCAUCGUGUUUGUAUUACUUCUAGUAUGUUGCUCUUGGCUAGUUUGUUGUCAAUCCUCAUCAACCCCUCACUCACAGAAUCACAAUAAUAGUUGUUGUGCACACACUCUCACUCACACCGACAGACAGAUAGCGUGCGUUUUAUAUUUUUGGAAAUGUUGUGUAUUGUAAUUUCAUCCGCAGCCGUAUGACGACGUUUUAUUUUAACUUCUGUUCUUACAAGCUGGCCUUGUAAUUUUCAUAUCUCAUAAUGUACCAUUAAUUAUUGUGUAACAUGCACGCGCUCGUAGUAUUUAAUUUGCCAAGACUGCCUCAAAUGUAGACUGCAAUCAGAGCUGGAAACGGUACUUCAAAAACACUGGUGUUCCCAUUCAAUAGAAAACCUCAAACUUCAAAUUAUGACGAUGCACACUUUUUCAGUGUGCUGAAUUCAAAUUUUACUAUUUGUAACAAAAUCCUGUUAUUCCAAAAAUUCGUUCUGUAAUAAAUUCUUUGACGCACUAGUUAAAUUUUCAAUUUUCAGUUUUUGUCCACUCAUUUGAGGCGGUGUUGAUUUCACACGUGGAUUAUUUUCUUUUCGCAGAGAGAUAAUCCAGCAAUACCAAAGAUUGAAUUACAAAAGAAAUUUAUUACACCUUUGAAUGCCCCGAUUCUGUCCAGCCUUACGUUACGAUCGAUCGGUCGCGCGGCGCCGCGGCGGCGCCAAUGAUGCGGGCCAUCAGGCACUGCACGCGGCGCCCUAAACAUAAUACGCUGAGCAAGGCUUAUACAUAUUUUAUAUAAGUUUAAAUAAGAGAACACAAACAGACACACUCACGGUGUAAAAGUACUGCUUUCUCAAAUGUGUUUGGUUUUGGGGAAUGUCGAUGAGGUAAAACUUGAUAGCACUACAAGACCUAGUGUGAGAACUUUGCUGGAGAAUGCUAUGUUUAAGAGAAAGAGAAACAAACAAACAAAUUGCGCUUGAUUGAUUGACUAAUUAAUGAUUAAUUUUUUCGCGAGGUGAGAUAUGAAGUUGUGUAUAAUUAUAAACAUAUAUUUAAAGGUAUAAAGAAACUUAGACGAAUAAUUAUGAAAAUGCUGCUGCGAUGAUAUUUAAUUAAUGAGUGUGGAAUGUUUACCCUAACAAAAACACAACAACUCACUGUGCGUAUUCGACGAAAUUAUUGUAUAAAAAAUCUUAAAAUGCGAAAAUACAAAAACCACUAACCUACUGAGACAGACACACAAUGUACUAUUUAGAGCUGAUUUUAGUGAAAACAAGGAAUUCUGUAGCGAGUGAUAUUUAAGUAUUUAGUCUCACACACACACACACACAGCAUACACUGAAUUUGUUUGGACCUUCUCAAGUUUCGAUUUUGCGAAUGGAGAUGAAAAAGAAUCACGAUUGUAGCGAGUGAAAAAUUACUAUAUUAAUUACUUUUGUCAUUUCGAUGCUGGUCAUUGGAAGAUUCAACAAACAAAAGGACUAAACUGAAAAUAUUAAGUUCAAUUUGAAGCAUUGCUACUUUGAGGUACAAGCAGGGUCUUAAAAUGAAAAGAUUUAUUACAACUUUGUUGACUUUUGCUAUUUAGUUGUUCUUUUGUGUGGUACAAAAACAAAUUAUUUAAGAUAAAAACAAUGUAAUAUAUGAUACAAAAAGAAUAGAUUGUAUUCGCACAACACUGAUUUUUAUUUAACUUUCUCAGAAAUCGCCUUCUGUUUUUCAUUCAUUCUUCUCUCUCAGCUGCAGCUUUUCUAAUGUUACAAACACAAUACUCUCGGUUCAGUAAAUGUGAUUCAAUUUAGACUUUGCUGACUGUGAGCUAAAUAAUGCGCAUUGGUGAGAAAACAACUCCAUAUCAUGCAGAUCAGUGGAAAUAACAGCAGUGGCUUGUCUUUUUUAGAGUUUCUGCUCGCAAAUCGACAGCCAGUGCAUCAAAUUGCAAAAACGCUCGUUAGGGAUAUUAGCCACUUACACCUUAACUAUUUAAAAUUCUUAGAUACUUAGUUUCGGUGAUUAUAAAUUGAUGGACUGAAGCAAAAUAUAAUUGUAUAACACAGCAGCUUUCUUUACUCAAAACUUAUCGUUUGCGCAGUAAAAAAAUAAAAAGAAUUAACAAAAGCGGUGUCAUGUGUGUUUAAAUUGGACAAAAAAUGAGGAGUAAAGAGUCGCUGUUCCACAUAGCAGAGUAUUUUUAAACCUCCUAAUAUCUUGGUGUUUAAACGAAGCAGAUCAAAAUUCAGAGGAACUAAAGAAUAUACGCGAACUAGCGAAACGAGUGUUGAGCUAAAGACGAUUUUUGUUGUCGUUGUUGUUGUUGACUACGCAGUGGGCGUUUGCGCGCGGAAAGACCCAAGCCCCUGGAAAUGCACCCUGUAUACUUGUUAAUUGUGUUGAAUAGCUCGGACACACGCCGCGUACGUUAUUUUUACUAAAAAUGAAUCAGCUUUUAUUGCGACGAUGGAAAAGAAAGAAUCAAAACCUCUUAAGAAGCCACCAAUAAUAUCCUGUCGAAUAAUCUUUGGUAUUUAAAUGUUUGUGUAAGUGUAAGCAGGUGUAUAAUAAACGCAAAAUACAAAAUCACAGCAAAAAUACAUGUAUGUUGGGUUCAGUUGCAGCGUAACACGAAUGGUGGUGAUAAUAAAUAAUUAAAAUUGCAGACAGAGAAAAACAAUUAUUAAACAGUGAAUGCUGAGAAAUGAGGAGAGAGAUUUGUUGUUGCAGUUGUUAUACGAUAUAUUAUAUAUAUUUUGAUUCGUUGGCACCACUUUUUUAUCCACUCUCUCGUGUAUAUCUUCGAUUCAUUGUACAUUUAUCGAUUGGGAUUCUGCAUGCGAAAAGAAAGAGACACGUGUUGUUCUACUUUUGAGCUCGAUUUUCAGUUGUUAGAAAAAGCACAAAUCCGACUUUUGAAGAUUCGAAUAAUUCUGUUGUACAAAAAGGUGGACUUGUUUUCUGUUUUAUUAUGCCACACGUUUGUAGAACGUGUUUGUCAUCAAUUAAGUAUUUAUGCAAAGUGUAACUCUUAAGUUGAACUAUUUUUGUGGAUUUUCCCUUACAAAAGUUAUUUAUUCGGUUUAUUUCUUGUGGUAUUUUGAAACAUCAAAAUAUGUUUGUGUGCUCACCAGGAAAUAAAAAUUUAAAGUUUCCUAAAAGAA
Molecule: messenger RNA, 6442 nt
Organism: Cloeon dipterum
Lineage: Eukaryota; Metazoa; Arthropoda; Insecta; Ephemeroptera; Baetidae
Gene: dnc
Product: phosphodiesterase dunce
Exons: 14
Coding region: 868-2907 (679 amino acids)
Biological process (GO): signal transduction
Cellular component (GO): nucleus; perinuclear region of cytoplasm; cytosol
Molecular function (GO): 3',5'-cyclic-AMP phosphodiesterase activity
Source: RefSeq, a predicted model, not a curated record